This is a messenger RNA of Orycteropus afer afer, 1275 nucleotides long. It is a transcript of the gene LRRC14B, whose product is annotated as leucine rich repeat containing 14B. NCBI's taxonomy places the organism in Eukaryota, Metazoa, Chordata, Mammalia, Tubulidentata, Orycteropodidae. The record is from RefSeq and is a predicted model, not a curated record. Gene Ontology annotation, cellular component: cytoplasm.
AUGAGGUCGCUGCGCUGCCUGGCGGCGGAGGCCCUGGCGGCCCACGCACCGGCCGCCCUGCAGAGCCUGGACUGCGUGGCCCACGACCUCUACCCGCUGCUCUUCAAGACCAGCUUCUCGCUGGAGCGCACCGAGCUGCUGGCCCGGGCCUGCUGCGAGCUGCAGGCCGAGCCGUGCGCGGCCCGGCGCCCCGCCGUCCAGGUGCUGGCCGACCUCUUCGUCACCGAGGGCAACUUCGAGACGGUGGUGCGCGCCUUGCGGCCGGUGGGCCCCGCGCCGCUGCGCAUGCGCUGCCCCGCGCUCCGGGCCGACAGCCUGCGGCCCGCGCAGCUGCUGCACGUGCUGGAGCUGGUGGAGGCGGCGGCGCUGCGCAGGCUGGACGUGGUGCACAACGUGCGGCUGCACACGGGCCACGUGGAGCGGCUGCUGGCGCGCGCGCGCUUCCCCCGGCUGACGGCGCUCACGCUGCCCCCCAGGGCCUUCGACCCGCCACCUGCCGGGAGCCCCGGCCCUGACGGAGAGGACCCCCACCUGGCCGCCAUCGCCCGGGCGCUCAGCCAGAUGACGCAGCUCACGGAGCUGAGCGUGGCCUUUUCCGUGCUGACCGGGAGGCUCCAGCAGCUGCUGGGCGCCCUGCGGACCCCGCUGCGGACCCUGGACCUGGCCAACUGUGCCCUGAACCACGCGGACAUGGCCUUCCUGGCAGGCUGCCGCCACGCUGCCCACCUGGAGGUGCUGGACCUCAGUGGCCACGAGCUGGUCACCCUGUACCCGUCCACUUUCUUCCGGCUGCUUGGCCGCGCCGCCCCCUCGCUGCGGACCCUCACCUUGGAGGAGUGCGGCCUUGGGGACCAGCACGUGAACAGGCUGGGCCUGGGCCUGGGCCCGUGCCAGCGGCUGCGGGAGCUCCGGCUCCUGGGGAACCCCCUGUCGGCCCGCGCCCUGCGCGGCCUCUUCGCCGCCCUCUGCGAGCUGCCGGGGCUGCGGUGCAUCGAGUUCCCGGUGCCCAGGGACUGCUACCCCGACGGCGCCGCCUACCCGCUCGAUGAGCCAGCCAUGUCCAAGUUCGACAAGCAGAAGUACGAGGAGGUGGCGGAGGGGCUGCGCGCAGUGCUGCUGCAGAACGGCAGGGGCGACAUCCGGGCCUCCACGCCCCUCUUCGGGACCUUUGACCCCGCCAUCCAGGAGACCAGCCACGAGCUGGGGGCCUUCCUGCUGCAGGCUCUUCAGAGCGCCCUGGAGAAGUUCGCCAGAGCGCUGCAGGAGACGGAGUAG